AUGGCUGUUAGGAAAGCGGUUCGAUGUGUCUAUCCAACAAAGAAUGAUGCGGCAGCCCGCGGGCUCGCGCCGAUAUCCAACAGCACGGCUGACAUGCUGUUGCCAUGCUCCAGUCCUUGUGGGUUUCAUCUAACGCCUCUUGGCGAGCGCAAUCUGCUCUGGGCAGCUUGCUCAAAUUACAGCUCCUAUAGCGAAGGGGACUCCCCCCAAGCAUCGCUAUCUUUUCUCGUCAGAGACAUAUUCGGCCAUGCCUCCAUUGACAUAACAGAUAUUGUGGCCAAAUAUUUCAGUCUUGCGUAUCACUGGUUUCCCUUCUUGGACAAGGAUACUGUAUACAGCCAAGCAGCGCAAUUUACCUCGAGCGGUUUCAUCUCGGGCGGUCCGGCUAGUCGCGACAACUUUGCUCUAUUGCUGCUCUCUAUGCACAUAUUCUCGGAGAGCCCAUGCCAGUACUCGCCUCAUCCGGCACAGAGCGCUUUAUACCGCACAGCGCGGCAGCUCUUUGCCGUUCUUCAGUCGUCUCCGGAUAUUCAAUUGCUGCAAUGCGGCAUCAUCUUGACGAUGUACGCGUGCGGCCAUGGCUUGGGCAGAGAAGCGUAUGAAACCUUGACGUUAUGCAUUGGUCUCAUUCGUCGACUCGGCUUCAGCGAAUAUUUUGCGACAGGUUCAAGUAAUAAUGCAGUCAAAGAUUAUCGCAGCCAACAUGAGCUAGAUCUCCAUUGGAGCGCAAUUAUCUUAUUGGAUCGCACUAUUGCUCUGUCUACCAUUGAUCACUGUCUGCCAUACCUAGUGGAGGAAGCCCACCUCCCCCCAAAUUCUGCCAUCUUAAGAGUCACAAAAGCCGAUCUCUACUCACAAGAUCCUAUCCGGAACUUCUUGGCUCGAGCCGAGCAUUCUAUUCGCAUGGGAGAUAUGCUGAGGGCCAUAAGAAGUUACGACUUCACCAAAUAUGAAGCGGUGGAAAGAGUGAUGUGCAAUGAAAUUGGUAAUUACGUUCAAAUGUCUGAAGGAAGCAAGUUUCCUAUUUGCGAAACUAUUGCCAUGACUCUCAGUGCCAUGAUUAUGCUAUAUCGCACGAACGACUACUACAAGGUAGCAAGGCAGAAUCCGAAAAGCAUAUUAACAUUCACCUGCACACGCAAUAUGAUCAUUGAAACAUGCCGUGCCGAAUCCGAAUGGCUAGAAAAAAACGGCUGGUUCAACAGCACUAGACCGUGCUUCAUAGGACUAUGUUGCUUAUACGGCGCCGCCGCUCACCUGGACGAGCUUUGUGUAGAUGGAUUACCGGCGGAGGAUAGGAGUAUCCUCAGAAAUGCCGUAUCGGACUUUGCAAGGCGCUGGAAAAUUUCAGAAAACUUUUUGCGCCAUCUUGACUCAGCCAAGAGGUUUUAA
Trichoderma gamsii is the source of this 1392-nucleotide messenger RNA. RefSeq lists its product as hypothetical. The transcript has 5 exons. NCBI's taxonomy places the organism in Eukaryota, Fungi, Ascomycota, Sordariomycetes, Hypocreales, Hypocreaceae. The coding region runs from base 1 to 1392 and encodes 463 amino acids. Gene Ontology annotation, cellular component: nucleus. The record is from RefSeq and is a predicted model, not a curated record.